Molecule: messenger RNA, 615 nt
Organism: Hydra vulgaris (swiftwater hydra)
Lineage: Eukaryota; Metazoa; Cnidaria; Hydrozoa; Anthoathecata; Hydridae
Molecular function (GO): nucleic acid binding
Source: RefSeq, a predicted model, not a curated record
AUGAGACCCCUUAGAUUAACACAAUUUCACUUAUUACACCUUAACACAGAAAAGACAAAAGCUAGAGCUCAAAACGCUGUUUAUUGGCCAGGACUUACAAGCGACAUUAUUAAACUAAUACUCAACUGCCAUAAAUGCCUCAAAUAUCGUAAUAACAACAAAAAGGAAAAAAUUAUUCAACACGACAUUCCUGACUUACCGUGGAGUAAAGUAGGAUCAAACAUAUAUGAGCUGCAUAGAAAAAUCUAUGUAAUUAUUAUAGACUACUUUUCUAAGUUUAUAGAAAACAGUAUCAUUCCUGACAAAACGGCAUUUUCUGUAAUCAAACUUAUGAAAACCAUUUUUACUUGUCACGUAAUACCUUCAAGUCUCAUUGCCAAUAACUUCUUAAAAGAAUAUGGGUUCAACUUUACUCCACCAAGCUCAAACUACCCCCAAUCAAAUGGUCUCAGUGAAACGGGCGUGAAAAUUAUGAAGAAAAUACUAAAAAAAUGCGAUAACUUCGAACUUGGUUUUUUCAGAAUACCUCAACAUGCCUCUCACUGGUAUGGAUUACUCUCCAUCCCAACUUCUCAUGAACAGAAGAAUGCGAACAACCCUACCUGUCUACCUUGA